Messenger RNA from Dictyostelium discoideum AX4, 1083 nucleotides. RefSeq lists its product as hypothetical. Bases 1 to 1083 code for a protein of 360 amino acids. Lineage: Eukaryota; Evosea; Eumycetozoa; Dictyosteliales; Dictyosteliaceae. The record is from RefSeq and is a predicted model, not a curated record. Gene Ontology annotation, biological process: carbohydrate metabolic process. The transcript has a single exon.
AUGUCAAUAACAUUUAAGGUUUCAGAUGUAGAAUUUAAUGAAUUUAAAGGAAAGGAUUUUGAUCAUAAACAAUUAUAUUUAGAUCCAUCAAUGAGUUUUAUUAAAACUCAACCAAAAGAGAGAAAAAUAGUAAGAACAAGUAUUAAAGAAGGAAUUUCAAAAAGUGUUGGAGGAAAUUCUUUUAUUUUAUCAUCCCUUCAAGCAUAUAAUAAUCAUCAUGGUUUAACAAUUAAACCUGAUGAUGUUUGGAUUGCAAUUUUAGUACAAUUUUCAUUAUAUUUGAAUGAAAACUCUGAAAAGUUAAGAAACAAGAUAGUUGAUUUCGAAGGAAAGAAACAAUUAGAAGUAGUUGGUGGUGGUACAUUAAUGACAGCAAACUAUGAACAACUUACAAAUUUAAUGACAAAACAAAUUGAAAAGAAUAUUAAAGAUCCAUCAAUUAGAGAAUGGGCUAAUAAACCAUUCACAACAUCAACUCCAAAUGAUACAAUGGCAGCUUCAAUUGCAUUGAUGGCAUCAGUUAAAAAUUUCUUUGAAUAUAAAAUGUCACUAAGAUGUUCUUUACCAGAGGUUACAGUUUUAGGUACAAUUAAUGAUUGGAUCGAUAUUAAAAAUAGAAUUGAAAAAUUAAAAGAAUUUGAUUUCGAUGGUAAUCCAGAUGGAAAUUGUAUGAACUCUUGGACUGAAUUACUUCAUCCAAUCAUUGAUAAUAUAAUUGAUUCUGUUAAUGGUAACCCUGAUACAUGCUGGUGGAAUUGUAUUGUUCAUGUAGUAGGUGGUGGUUCUGGUCCAAGAUAUUUAUCAGGUUGGAUCACUGCAUUUUGUGUAUUCAAUAACAAUGGUAAAUGGGUAGGCAAUAAUAAAGAAAAAUACGAUAGAGGUAUUUGUGGAAAUUUAACAACAGAAUGGAUAUUUGUUGAUACUAAUGAAGUUCCAAAAGGUUUCCUCUCUGUUCCAGUCUUAAUCGAUGAUAAUGGUACAGAAUAUGAUACAGAAUUCUUUUCUGGUCAUAUGUCUAUUUCAACUUCAAAUGAUUCAAAAACAAUUCAUCCAAAUAUUGAUUGGUGUAUAUUACUUAAAUAA